AUGCAGGACAUUUGGCGAUUGGGUCUUGACUGGGAUCAGGAUCUUCCAGAGGAACUGUUGAGAACAUGGUAUCGAUUUCGGCAACAACUCCCAGUUGUGAAUCAAAUGCGCAAACCUCGUUGUGUAACUCAAGGAGAGGUGACUACUGUAGAGCUUCAUGGAUUCUCGGAUGCCUCGAAGCGGGCCUAUGGAGCUGUCGUUUAUGUACGGAGCAUCACUUCGAGUGGGAAGGUCUAUGUCAACCUGGUGGCCAGCAAAUCACGUGUGGCUCCUCUCAAGCCGAUGACGAUACCACGACUCGAGUUGUGUGGUGCGAAGCUUCUGGCGGAAUUGAUGCAGAAGGUAAUAGCUGCAACAAAGAUGAGUUUUGAUAAUGUGAAACUGUGGUGUGAUUCCCAAAUAGUUCUGUGCUGGCUUAAGAAAUCACCUCUAGCACUAAAUCCGUUCGUAGCUAACCGUGUUGCUGCAAUUUUGGAGAUCACGCAAUCUUAUCAGUGGGGUUACAUACGAUCCGAAGAUAAUCCUGCUGAUGUAAUAUCAAGGGGUGAGCUGCCCGAAGAUCUGCUGCAAAAACAAUUGUGGUGGUGCGGUGCACAAAUGCUUUGGGAAGUACAGCUCACGUCAUGUGAACCUGAAUCGUUUGAUGAAUUGAUGCUACCUGAACUAAAACCAUCAGUGGUGUUGUCAGUUGUGAAGGUGAAACCGACGAUAGUGCUCAACAGACUCAGCAGUUAUAGAAGGAUCCAGAGAGCGUGGGCGUAUAUUCAUCGGUAUAUCGAUUGUAAGGUGUACAAGAAACAGGUGUCUGGUGAUAUUACUGUCGACGAGAUUAUGAGGGCUGAGAAAUCUGUAUUAUUGCUUGUCCAACGCGAAUCUUACGGAGAUGUUUUGAAGUCACUAAAAUCGAACUCCGUUCAGCAACACCCGUACCAAAAUCUGGCACUCUUUGUGGACGACGAUGGGUUAAUACGAGUUGGUGGUCGUUUAAAAUAUUCUUCUAUUCCGUAUGAUGGCAAGCACCAGGUGCUCCUACCACAGAAGCAUCACAUCACCGAAUCCAUUGUUCGUGGGCUGCAUCAAGAACAUUUUCACGUCGGCCAGAACGGGCUUUUAGCAAUCGUUCGUGAACGUUAUUGGCCUGUCCAUGCUAAGCAGUUGAUUAAAAAGGUGGUUACGUCGUGUCAGGUGUGUGCACGCCAGCGUCCCAUACCGGGCAUCCAGUACAUCGGUAACCUUCCCGGCUGUAGAGUAAAUCCGUCACCGCCAUUCUCCAAGGUAGGAAUAGACUAUGCCGGUCCAUUUAUGCUGAAACUUGGAGGACGUAGUACGAAGCUGUACAAAGGAUACGUAGUUGUGUUUGUUUGCCUGGUCGUUAAGGCCAUCCAUUUCGAGGUGGUCUCCAGUUUGUCGACCGACAACUUCAUUGCGGCGCUAAAGCGAUUUUCCAGUCGUCGUGGUUUGCCGAGUGAUAUACACAGUGAUAACGCCACUACUUUUGUCGGUGCAAAUCACGAAUUGGCAGCUCUCAGGCAACUGUUCGAAGACCAGCAACACCAACUGAAAGUAAAGGAAUAUUGUAGAGCAAAAUGUAUCCGCUGGCAUUUCAUUCCCCCCAGAAGCCCACACUUCGGUGGGAUCUGGGAAGCGGGGGUGAAAUCAAUGAAAUAUCACCUCAAAAGGGUUGUGGGUGAAACCCGACUUACUUACGAGGAGAUGACCACCUUCCUCGCUCAAACGGAGGCCAUUCUCAACUCGCGACCAUUGUGUCCAAUGUCAGACGAUCCCAGCGACUACUCCGUUUUGACUCCGUCUCAUUUCUUGAUCGGUCGUUCUGGGGUAGCUUUACCAGUACCGUCUUACGAAGAUGAGAAGGUGGGACGACUUGAUCGAUAUAAACACGUUCAACAAAUGCAGCAGCACUUCUGGCGCAAGUGGUCAAGCGAAUAUCUGCAUCAUCUGCAAGGCCGCCAAAAGUGGAACACGAAGGUGAACACAAGUUUCAAGGUCGGUGCAUUGGUCUUAUUGAUCGAGGAAAAUCAACCGCCGCAGCAAUGGAAACUUGGACGAAUUGCAGCUGUCCAUCCGGGUGACGACGAUGUUGUUCGUGUGGUGACAGUCAAAACCGCAGGAGGUGAAUAUAAACGAGCUGUGUCGAAGAUUGCUUUGAUGCCUUCUGUUGAAACUGAAUUAUCAACGGGGGGUGAAUGA
Molecule: messenger RNA, 2208 nt
Organism: Armigeres subalbatus
Lineage: Eukaryota; Metazoa; Arthropoda; Insecta; Diptera; Culicidae
Exons: 1
Coding region: 1-2208 (735 amino acids)
Biological process (GO): DNA integration
Molecular function (GO): nucleic acid binding
Source: RefSeq, a predicted model, not a curated record